Messenger RNA from Cucurbita pepo subsp. pepo (vegetable marrow), 1262 nucleotides. RefSeq lists its product as uncharacterized. The record is from RefSeq and is a predicted model, not a curated record. Lineage: Eukaryota; Viridiplantae; Streptophyta; Magnoliopsida; Cucurbitales; Cucurbitaceae. Gene Ontology annotation, molecular function: zinc ion binding.
CUUCCGAAUCCGCGCUAUUACGUGGAUCUACACAUUUGACAUCGGAUCCUCCGGAGAUCCUCCAUGGAUUCCUAAACUACGCGUUCUCGUCUGCUCUUGUUCUGCGCUUCCGCCGGUUCGUUGGUUUCCAUGUAAAUGGUCAACCUGAACAAUAGCUCAGGCGAUGACUAUGCAAGUCUGACUCAAGAGCGAGGCUUCACACCAUGCAACUGGUACCAAAUAAUGAUGAAAAUACAGAUGAUAUUCUGGAACGUGCGCCCAUUUUAAGUCAAUUGGAUUUUCUGCCACAGUCAGUGGGAUCAUCAUCCUCUGCUGAGAUUAUAGCUAUAGGGAGAGAGAGCUCUGGUAGUGAUGAUGAUUCACACAAUCUUAAUGUUGAUGAAACCAGUCAUCUGGUGAAUGCAGACCAACCACAAUGUCGUAUAUGCCUUGACACUGGAGGAGAAGAUUUAAUUGCUCCAUGCCACUGCAAAGGCACUCAAAAGUAUGUCCAUAGAUCAUGUCUUGAUAAUUGGAGGUCCACAAAGGAGGGCUUUGCUUUUGCUCAUUGUACAGAGUGCAGAGCUAUGUUCGUGUUACGUGCAAAUGUCCCUCCUGAUCGCUGGUGGUUGAGACUGAAGUUUCAAUUUCUUGUUGCUAGGGACCAUGCGUUCAUUUUCAUUAUUGUUCAACUGAUUGUGGCAUUCUUGGGGGUGUUGGUGUACAAAUUCUACGGAGAGGAACUAAGGGAAAUGUUUGGUUAUGAAGAACACCCAUAUGGGUUCUAUGCCAUGGCUGUCUUGGCGAUCAUCUUGGUUGGCUUACUCUAUGGUUUCUUCAUAGCCAUUAUAUGCGGGCAGAGGAUAAACGAACGCCACUACCAUGUCCUUGCUAAGCAAGAACUGACAAAGGAAUAUAUAGUUGAAGAUCGAGAACAUAACAAGAACGUUCCUGAAUUAGACCCCAGCCAUGUUAUGGAGCUAAGGAUGUUGGGGCUGUAUUAAUCUGAAAUUGGUGAAUCCAACAUUGGGCACUUGAAGGCUUCAAGUAAGGAACUCUAUCCUGUAUUCCUUUCCACUCCUAUGUAUCGCAAGUGGAGAAUUAGUAAAAAUAUAGGUAGAGUUGGCUCACCAUUACGUUGCAUAAUCUUUUGCAACUUGAGAUUUUAAUUUGUAUUAUACUGCAAGAAUCCCCAUAUAAUUGGAGGCUUUCAUUUUUUGAUCUCGUGAUCUUAGACGUACUUUUGUGUUUGACCAAACAAAGCAAAUUUUUCCUUCUGGUUU